GGUGCCGCUGGUUACAAUGAGGUGCCGGUGCCGCGGGGGCGCCGCUUUGUUCCCGGUUCAUCCUGAAGCUGCUGGAACUGAAUGAGAGCGGAGCCGCAGGGGUGACCGAGUUCCCCUCCGCUUUGUAACUCUCAUAGCUCCCUGUGGACACAUCAAGGCAGAGGCGCCGCUGGGUUUCUAUGGUGUUGCGGGAGUGUGGCUGAAGUUUGCUAUUGUCGCUUCUGGGGUCUUUUGGCUGUAAUUCCCACCCCGAGGACAGAGGAAGAAAGCUCGGGGAGGGGGUGAUGUGAGGAUUCCUGCCCCAAGACACUGAGGGGUGGCCCAGCCCGGGGCUAACGGAGUAAUUCCCACCCUCUCCAUGGAGUGAUUCCCCUCCACCAGCCGCUCUCUCUCUCUCUCUCUCUCUCUUUCUCAGCGGCUCCAAACCGCAGCUUCUGACCAUGGAGGUGACCAUCUCGGAACUGAUGGGGCAGUUUCUGGACAGCCCCCUGGUGACCUGGGUUAAAACUUUUGGACCAGUGGGAGGGAAGAGCAAUGACAAAGUCACCACAUACAUGGAUUUAGUGGAUGGAGUGUUCCUGCACAAAAUCAUGUUGCAAAUAGACCCAAGGCCAACUAAUCAAAGAGUCAACAAACACGUCAACAAUGAUGUCAACUUGCGUGUUCAGAACCUUACCAUAUUAGUCAGACACAUAAAGAAUUACUACCAGGAGUGUCUGCAGCAAUUGGUGGUAAUGAGUUUGCCAAAUGUGCUAACGAUUGCUAAAGAUCCCCUUUCAGGAAAGAGUAUGGAUGAAAUGAAGAAGGUGUUGUUACUGAUGCUGGGAUGUGCUGUACAGUGUGAACGGAAGGAAGAAUUCAUUGAAAGAAUCAAGCAACUUGACAUUACAACUCAGACAGCCAUUGUUACUCACAUCCAAGAGAUCACUCACAACCAGGAGAACGUGUUUGACCUUCAGUGGAUGGAACAGACUGAGAUGCCUGCAGAUGACCUGGAGGCUCUCUCUAGGUCAAUGGUCUUUCACCUGAAGAGACUUCUUGAGGACAGGGAUGAGUACUCGGAGGUAAUUGUGGAGCUCACCCAAGAGCGAGACUACCUGCAGACCCAGCAGCAGCUCCCGAGUCCCGUAAAAUCUUCGAGUCCUGAGUAUUCAGCUCGGCCCAAUGGGAAUCUGAGCAAAGAGGAGAAGCAGCAUCUGGCAGUGGAUCUGGCUGACACCAAGGCAAAGCUCCGAAGGAUAAGGCAGGAACUGGAAGAUAAAGCUGAGCAGCUUACUGACUCCAAACAUGAAUUAGAGCGGCUUGACAUUGAGGUGCAGAGAUUACGACAAGAGAACAUGCAGCUGACCACAGAGGCACGCUCUGUCAGAGCCUAUCGGGAUGAGCUGGACUCACUGAGAGAGAAAGCAGGCAGGGUGGACAGACUGGAGAAUGAUCUUAUACGAUGCAGGGAGAGGCUACAUGAUGUGGAUUUCUAUAAGGCCAGAAUGGAAGAACUCCGUGAAGACAAUAUAGUUUUAAUUGAGACCAAGUCCAUGUUGGAGGAACAGCUGAUCAUUGCACGGGCUCGAUGUGACAAGCUGCAUGACCUGGAAAAGGAGAACCUGCAGCUCAAAUCAAAACUACAGGACCAUGAAAUGGAUCGGGAGGCUGAUCGGAAACGCAUUGAGGAGCUUCUCGAGGAGAACAUGGUUCUGGAAAUAGAGAAGAAACAGAGUAUGAAUGAGUCCGCGCACCUGGGCUGGGAGCUGGAGCAGAUGUCAAAGAGCACCGACCUUAUGGAUGCUAGCCGCAAGUCAUUUGUGCUCGAGAUGAAUGAGUCUGCGUCGAGCCGGAUCCUGAAGUUGGAGAAGGAGAAUCAGAGUCUGCAACAUGAGGUUCAGGAGCUGCAGCAAGCUUUACUGGCCGUGGGGGAGAGCAAUGCCAGAAUCGUGGAGCUGGAGAAAGAGAGCGAGCUCCUCACCGUCCAGGUGCAGAAACUUCAAUCUGAACUCGAUCAGGAGAAGCAGAGUAACCAGGACAUGGGAAACCUGAGUGAGGAGCUCCUCCAAGACAAAACCCAACUCAGGGAAAGCUUGGAGACCCUCCGAGCUGAGAAAGAGCGACAGGUAAAAGGACUGGAGGAAGAGAAUGAACACUUAAAGCAGACGGUCUGUUCGCUCCGGGAACGUUCUCAGAUCAGCGCAGAUGCGAGAGUGAAAGACGUCGAGAAGGAGAACAAAAUACUUCAUGAGACGAUCACAGAAACGAGCAGCAGGCUGGCCAAAGUGGAGAUUGAAAAGAAGCAAGCCCACAAGGAGCUGCUGCACUAUAAAGAGAAGGAGCAAAAGGCUGAGGAGCUGGAGAAGGACGUUCACAAACUUGGGAAGGAGAAUGAGCAACUUCAGAAGCAGGUGGUCUCUUUGAGGUUCACGUGUGAGAAUGUGGAACAGGAGGUUUCAAACCUUGAGCUUGAGAACAGCAAACUCAAGAAGUCUCUCAAUAGUUUGCAAAACUUGUCGAUCAAGUUGGAGACAGUGGAAAAGGACAAUAAGCAAUUGGAUGAGGAGAACUUAGAACUAAGGAGGAUGGUGGAGACGUUGAAGUUCACGAGAACAAAACUGAUCAAAGUGGAAAUGGAGAAUCGAGAACUGGAAAAGGAGAAAGAUGACCUGAGGAAAACUGUGGAAGUGUUGAGGGCCUUGACUCGGAAAUCUGAGCGAUUGGAAAUGAGCUACCAAAGCCUGGAUUCAGAGAACCAGAGACUUCAGCAGGCGCUAGACAACAGCAAUACGAAGAUCCAGCAACUGGAGAGGGAGCUGCAGGACACUGAGAAUGAGAAUCAUGUUCUGCAGAAGAACUUGGAGGAGCUGAAGAUAUGCAGCAAAAGACUGGAGAAAUUGGAAAAGGACAAUAAGGUGUUAGAGCACGAGGCUGCACAACUCGAAAAGGACAAGAAGACUUUAGACAAAGAGAACAAACGGCUGUGGCAGCAGGUGGAGCUGAAAGAUGCAAUCCUUGAUGAGAAUAGUCAGAAACUGUCGAGCAUGGAGAAAGAAAAGAGAACACUAGAAAAGGAAGUGGGCAGGUACAUGGAGACCACAACCAAGGUGAAGGAACUGGAAGUGGACAAUAAGGAACUGUUCAAGCAAGCUACAAUUAAUAAGAGGACACUUGCAACACUGAGGGAGGAACUGGUCCAUGAGAAACUGAAGAGCCAACAGAUGUCAAAUGAAUUGGAAAAGCUUAACUAUGAAUUGGAGAAAAUUGGUCUAACAAAAGAGCGACUGCUGCAGGAGGAACACAACAGUGAUGAUAACAAGUACAAAAUCUUGGAGACCAAGAUAGAAUCAACACUGAAGAAAACACUAGAGAUUAAAGAGGAGAAGAUUCAGGCACUCGAAUCGAGACUGGUGGAGUCUAGCAACCUGAACCAGCAACUACGCACGGAACUGAGCACGGUGAAGUGGAAUUUCGAAGCACUACUGCAACGUCAGGAUGAGGAAGGACUGGCCAAUAACUCUGUCCCGAAGUGUCCACAGAGCCCCCACCCAGAAUUCACGGAGAAAGAGAAGUGGGAGAAGGAGAACAGGGAGACCACCUUGGAGCUGCUGAAAGUAAAGGACAACAUUAUUGAGGUGGAGAGGAACAACGCUGCAUUGCAGGCAGAGAAAGAGCUGCUGAAGGACCAGCUCAGGCAGCUUGAAGCACAGAACAACGCAGUCAACUCUCAGCUAGUGGCACUGCAGCGACAGACAGCCUCCCUGCAGGAACAUAGUACCACACUGCAGAUACAGAACGCCAAGCUACAGGUGGAGAAUUCGACUUUGAAUUCCCAGGGUGCAGCUCUGAUGGGUCAGAAUGCCACCCUGCAGAACCUGCAGUCCAGCCUGGAGAGCGAGAUUGAGAAACUGACUCGGCAGAAGGAGGAAAUGAAGGCCACCUAUGACUCUCUGCUGCAGGAUCAUGAGCGACUGAUGGGGCUGAAUGAGCGUCAGUCCACUGAGUGCGAGACACUGAUCAGUCAACAGGCUGGCCUGAAGGCAGCAUACAAGAACCUGGAGUCACAGCAUAAAGACCUGGAGCAAAGGUACAGGGGCCUGCUGAAACAGAAGAGGGAGAUGGAGGAGUUGGACUCCACACUGAGAGACCAGCACGAGAGCCUGCAGCGAGAGACCAAGAGGAGUGCAGCCAUUGCAGAGGAGAACAGACAGCUACACACUGACCUGAACAGGUUGAACUCAGUGAAUGCCCAGUUGAAGGAGGAAUAUGACGGUCUGCAGACACAUAUCAAGGAGUUCAAGAGUGCCCUGAACAACACUGAGCUGGAGCUGACAAGGUGGCAGUCGGAGUACCACGGCUUAAAGGAGCAGCACCAGAACCUGGACAUCUCUCAUACCAAACUGGACAAUCACUGUGAGCUGCUGACCCAGCUGAAGGGAAACCUGGAGGAGGAGAACCACUAUUUGCUGAGUCAAGUUCAAAUGCUGAAUCAGCAGAACCAAAACCUCCUCGAGCAGUCCAUGGAGAGCAAGGAACACUACCAUGAAGAGCAGAAGCAGUAUAUAGACAAGUUAAAUUCCCUUCGAAGGCAAAAGGAGAAACUGGAAGAGAAAAUAAUGGACCAGUAUAAAUUCUAUGAGCCAACCCCUAAAAGGAAGAGUAACUGGGUAGCUGCAAAGGCCCUUGUGAAGUUCAUGAAACCCAAGAAGGAGAGUGCAAAGGAGCGGCUGAAGAUUGCUCCCGAGAGUUCAGUUCAGCAGCAGCUAGAACUGCCCGAAAUGGCACCGCUGCCAACUGCUUCUCGGGUGCAGAGAACCAGUCUAGACAACUCCUCAUUAGGAUCCAACUCCCUGGAGGAAAAUGGUCUGAGUCCGACCAGUAAAGUUGCUAAUGACGGUCAAAGGCAGAGAGAGCUGUCGGGGAGUUCCGGCCACUCCGAGAGCCCGAGUCCGGAGAGCAUCAGCGCAAUGUCCCGUCGCCGCAGUAACCUGGGGUCCAUGGCGUAUUCCACAUCUACCAUCCACCUUCCCACCUCAAACCUCAACCCUACCUACAGCAACAAGCGGCAAGCCCGAACCAAAGGUUUUAACUCCGAUGAUGAUCUCCGGACACAGCCCCAUGAAGUGGAAUCAACCAACAAUGGGAAUGCAACUCUGGGUGUUGCUGAUCACGUGGACAACAGAUUGGAAAGCCUUCAGAGCGACGACCUUUUGCCUAGUCAAGACGUCAGAGCUGGCCCCAGAGAAAACCAGCCCCUUCAUUCCAGUUCGGUGCUGCUUGCCAGCAGUAAAUCAGACCCCAUGUUAUCGCGGAGGCACCCGGUAUCCUACAGCACCCUGCAAAGGGCGAAGGAUAGCUGUCCCUCUAGUCGGACCAGGGCCGCCUCACCUGGCAGUGAGAUGGUGACGUUGGAGCAAUUUCUACAGGAGACCGGGCAGCUGGGGCCAAACAAUGUCAGCGUACGAGAUGAUUUACUGAGUGAUUACUUUAAGAAGAGGAGUGAGCCGUCUGUAAUCAGCGCCCAUCCCAACAGGAAGGAAGCUGCCAAGAUGUCCACCAGCUACGUGUUGCCUGUUCCAAAGAAACCUUCUGACCCUCGCGCAUCAGUGGCUCAACCACAGCCCGGCUCUUCGGCCCAGCCGGAGGCUCCCGGUCACACUGGCGUUCCCAGGCCAAGAGAGAAGGCGCCGCAAGCCGGGAACCCACCCCCGGGAAAUGCCAGGAGCUGCUCGCUGACCCGGGCGCACAGCCUGGCAUCGGCCGACGGGCUGAGAGCAGGCUGCCUGGACCGGCGGGAGGCUCAACACAGGCAGGUGGCCGAAGCUGCCCCGCUGAGCAGCACCAGUGGUUGGAGAUCCACCAGCGACUGCAGGAGCGGGGGGACACCGCACGACAGGCCGCAGUCUGCCAGGCCACUGGGCUCUCAGCCGGCGGUCAGCAUCAGCUGCCGUACCCUAGACCCCCGGCGCCUCUCCCUGGCUCCCCCGAAGGACGAGAAAUGCCUCACGCUCCCUCAGCAGUCCACCGGCGCCGUCCGAAAUGGCGGCAUUUCGCCCGGGAGCCCGUCUCCCACCGCGGCAGUGCGUGCGGGUGACGUGGCGCUGGUCUCUCCCGUGCGGGCCACCUGUCAUCCAAGCAGUGAGCCAAGAGGCCGGGGUCAGAGGUCGUGUGAGGAUUUGGAGGCCGCCCCCCGACAGAGCAGGGCUCACGAGUACAUCGACCCCAUGACCGGAGCAGAUGAUGCGAGUAAAAGGGGCGGAGGGGGAGCUAAGGGUUCACCAGGGUCUCCCGACACCGGUGACGAUCAACAGACCGUGUGGUACGAGUAUGGCUGUGUGUGAAAACCUUUUGCUACCUGAUUACGUGCCACUUUUAUAUCGGCUUUGACACAACAGAGUCCUUUGCCAUUUCUGAUGUUUUCAAGAACAGACGAGACAAUGUUUAUCGCAACACCACACACAACAAAGACAGGAGGUACUCAGGUUCAAAUCGGAAUGACUUCGAUAAAGUAUCCACAUUUUGAGAAUGUGUUGAAACAGACCUGUUUUUGGGGAACACAUUGACCCUCCUUGAUUGUAGAUUUCAUUCCGUUAUCUGCUGUUUAGUUGAGCCAGUGGCUUGUUCUGACUCGUUUGAGUUCUUCUUACUGCUUCAGUAGGCAAGGAAAGAGUUUUUUUUUGUACAAAGCAUUAACAUAUUUAAUAUCUGAAGAGUUUACUUUCCAGAUCAGCAGCUUUUCAUAAGCUCUGAGUGCCUUCCUGCACAAAUCACAGACUCUCCCAUCACAGCAGGAGGCUAUUCGGCCCUUUAGUAUUGUGCCAACCCUUUGGAAAAGCUCUUCUGCUCAAAUCCCUGCACAUGAUAUGCUUUCCCUUUGAAAGUUACAAUGGGAGUUUAUUUUCAGACAGGCUAUUCCACCACAUCAGGUAGAUCUCCCUGACACCCCGUUCCUGGUUCUUCAGACAAUUCCCUAAAACCUGUGUCUUCUAGUAACUGACAUUCCUGUCCAUUGGAGACAAUUUCUCCUCAUUUCCCUGAUCAGAAACCUUUCUACGCCUUUCAAAAAUAAGUUUACAAUCGAACGCCGUCUGAGCCCUGGACUGAACGUGGAUACACAUCGAGAGAGAGGCGUGGGAGCACUGUCUGAGCUGGUGCAGCGGACACAGCAUAGCCAGUGGGAAGGAAACCCCAGAGGUUAAAACAAGGCAAUUACUCAACCCACCACAUGCUGCCCAUCAGCAGCUGAUAACUAACCACCUUCCAAGAUUGGGAAGCAGAAAAUGCCACUGGAAGUCAAUUACGUGUAACAGCUGAAUCACAGAGGGUGACCUCACUUUGUGCAGCAUUUCCAUAUUGCAAUAUUGCCACUUAGCUGCCUUGUACAUACUUAGGUCUGUGCUUCUGUCUCUGCAUACUGUAAAUAAGUGUAAAUGGCACCAAUAUCAGAUUCUUUAUUACAUUGUUUUUUUCUGAAAUCCUGCACAAUUUUGUUUUUGCUAAAUGAUGGUGUUUAAGCUGUACAGCUCAGAAGGACUGUUUUCUCUCUGUGCAAAGGAACUGCAGCCAGUGGUUUAAUCUCUUGCCUGUACCCAGAGUGUUCUGUCUCUCAUUGGUGACUAUCCUGAUCAUAUCUCAUAUUGUUCAGACUUUUUUAUUUUAAAUUUUGUAUUUUUGUUCUGGGAAAGGAAACUGUGUAGUUUUGUUUCCAAAUGAUUGUCCAGUUGAUUUUUUUAUUGUUAAUUUAAGUACAGACCAAAUUUGGGGUUAAAUAGGAACACUGGAAAAGCAGCAGAGAGAUUUCUUGUCUCCUUUUCAAAAAAAUACCCGACUUAUUCUGUUUGUUGAGAGAGGGUGAUGAAUGAACAAAAUAAAUGGCUGAAUAUCUUUGCUCUUUGUAAGAAUUUAAUCAAGCUCUCCAAGGAAUAGAAAAUGGCCGUUGUGUUGUACAUUUCCUUUUGUCGAUAAGGUUUUAAAGAUGGGUCUUGAUGUAAUUAGCUUUGUGAUUUAUUUGCUGGCCUUGGAGAUGCAGACUGAUGGAGUAUAAUGUUGAAAAUGUACUUUUUCAAACUAACAUUUAAUUCUUUGUAAUAAAUAUUGCAAAAUCA
Molecule: messenger RNA, 8087 nt
Organism: Chiloscyllium plagiosum (whitespotted bambooshark)
Lineage: Eukaryota; Metazoa; Chordata; Chondrichthyes; Orectolobiformes; Hemiscylliidae
Product: protein Daple-like
Biological process (GO): cytoplasmic microtubule organization; cytoskeleton-dependent intracellular transport
Cellular component (GO): centrosome; cytoplasm
Molecular function (GO): dynein light intermediate chain binding; microtubule binding
Source: RefSeq, a predicted model, not a curated record